GAGAAAUCCGCAGAGAUUCGCUUCGAUUCGAAGAGGCUCAUCCGGACUCCGCUCCUCCGCUCCGAGACACGACUGCUGGAUAUCUGAAGCUCGCCUGUGGCGUUUCAGCCGUAAAGAGCUUCCCCCUGCCUUCUGUCACCUGGAAGACGAGCGAGCAGCGUCUGUGAACAGAGCCCGUCAUGAACUGGGCAUUCCUCCAGGGACUCCUCAGCGGAGUGAACAAGUACUCCACGGCGUUCGGCCGUGUGUGGCUCUCCAUCGUGUUCCUCUUCAGGGUGAUGGUGUUCGUGGUGGCCGCCGAGAAGGUGUGGGGGGACGAGCAGAAGGACUUCAAGUGCAACACGGCGCAGCCCGGGUGCCACAACGUCUGCUACGACCACUUCUUCCCCGUGUCCCACGUGCGGCUGUGGGCCCUGCAGCUCAUCUUCGUCACCUGCCCCUCGCUCCUGGUGGUCAUGCACGUCGCCUAUAGGGAGGACCGCGAGCGCAAGCACCGGCUCAAGUACGGCGAGAACUGCCGCCGUCUCUACAAGGACACGGGGAAGAAGCGCGGCGGCCUGUGGUGGACCUACGUCCUGACGCUGGUCUUCAAGAUCGGGGUGGACGCCACCUUCGUCUACCUCCUCUACCACAUCUACGAGGGCUACGACUUCCCCUCGCUCAUCAAGUGCGAGCAGAAGCCCUGCCCCAACAAGGUGGACUGCUUCAUCGCCCGGCCCACGGAGAAGCGGAUCUUCACCCUCUUCAUGGUGGUCACCAGCCUGGCGUGCAUCUUCCUGUCCUUCCUGGAGAUCAUCUACCUGGUGGGGAAGCGCUGCCGCGAGCUCUUCACCUCGGUGCACCACGCUCACCACAGCAUGACCAACACGCUGUCCAGCGGCAGCAACCUGAUGGAGCCCAACGCCCUCAAGGCGGGCAAGAACACCCCCGAGACCCCCGCGCCCUCGUACAGCGUCGCCAUAUCCUGAGAGACGGACCAGAAAAAGACUUGAUUCAGAACAAA
Molecule: messenger RNA, 1003 nt
Organism: Salarias fasciatus (jewelled blenny)
Lineage: Eukaryota; Metazoa; Chordata; Actinopteri; Blenniiformes; Blenniidae
Gene: gjb10
Product: gap junction protein beta 10
Exons: 2
Coding region: 180-968 (262 amino acids)
Biological process (GO): cell-cell signaling
Cellular component (GO): connexin complex
Molecular function (GO): gap junction channel activity
Source: RefSeq, a predicted model, not a curated record